Molecule: messenger RNA, 987 nt
Organism: Ruditapes philippinarum (Manila clam)
Lineage: Eukaryota; Metazoa; Mollusca; Bivalvia; Venerida; Veneridae
Product: P-selectin-like
Exons: 4
Coding region: 6-485 (159 amino acids)
Source: RefSeq, a predicted model, not a curated record
UAUUGAUGUCGAAAAUUGUUCACAUCUUUUACUUUUCUUUUUUAGCAAUUCUAUGUCCACCUCUGCCUCAGAUACAGCAUGGUAGUAUAUUUCAAGACACAAGUGAUGGCCUUGCAAAUAACUAUGAUAGCGUAGCUGAGUACACUUGUGAAUUUGGCUAUAUCCUGAAUGGCGAUGCACAAAUUCGGAUAGUUGAAAGAACGUGUCAGUCAGACGGAACAUGGAGUGGCCAUGAACCAACUUGUCAAGCAACCCCAUGUCCAACAUUUUCUCGGACACAACAUGGCAGUCUAUCCCAAGACACUUAUAAGGAUCGCUUUGCCAAUAACUAUGAAAAUAUAGCUGCGAACACCUACUAUAAGGGUAUGUGUGUUAAACAAGUUGAAAGAGAAAUUGUACUGUUAGCAAAGAGUGGAAAGCGUCCUGUGUUUGAAUUGCUACACUACGCAUGUAACUUAAACAAAGCAAACUAUGGUAAGUUAUAGGUCAAUUAGAUUCCAAAUGACGCUAAUAAAUUGCGGUAAAAUUGACUCAAAGUACAAGAAACUGAAAGAGCAUUAAAUGUUUGUAUUUCAUCAACAGAGAAAGAGUCUUUGAUGAUAGAUUUAAAGAUUGUAAAGGUGAAUUGUUAUGAUAUUGCUCUAAAUGAGUAUUUUGUUGUUAUAUUUUCAAAUAGCAUAAGGAUUAAGCAUAAACAUGUUUUAUCUAACUUGCAAAAAUGUCGAACACAAUACAGGUUAUUUUGCUCUUUUUAGUCACUACCGUUUAUAUUGGUAUGUAAAAUGUUUCAUAUACAUGUAUAAGAUAAUUUCAACAAUUGAUUGGCAUGUUUUUCAAAUAGUAUGAGACGGAUAUUCGGAGUACUUUGAGGCGAGAAAAAAAUAUUUAAUCCAAUGCGUUAGUUCUCAUAUGUUAAUUCCGUUUUUUUUAAAAUUUAUUUCAACAUAAAUACAAGUUACUUAGUCAUUUUUUAUAUAAACUACAUUU